Molecule: messenger RNA, 1129 nt
Organism: Lycium ferocissimum
Lineage: Eukaryota; Viridiplantae; Streptophyta; Magnoliopsida; Solanales; Solanaceae
Product: transcription factor bHLH18-like
Exons: 4
Coding region: 180-995 (271 amino acids)
Molecular function (GO): protein dimerization activity
Source: RefSeq, a predicted model, not a curated record
UGCGGGGUGGGGGAGGAGGGGAAAGGAGGUUGGGUAGUGAGCUAUUCAAUGGAGACCUAAUCCUUCUUUUGGGUUGCCUUUCUUCAGAAGUAUACGUGUUCAAUUCUUGAACAUUUUUGUUUCUUGUCUUUAAUUUAUCGUGGAAGGCAAUUAGAACUCAAAAAUCUUCUUUUCAAGGCAUGGAAUAUACUGGUAAUUUUAACUACGAAGAUGACUUAUUCUUCGACCUUAAGCCGAAUCUUUCUCAAGAUAUAUAUUCAUCAACUCCAUCAGCUUACACCAAUAUUGAAGAGAAUGCUCAAAAAGCUCUUUCUUCUCCCUUACUUUCCUCUAAUUCUUCCUCUUCUGGAUUUCUCAUUUCGUUUUCAUCAUCACCGAUUAAUCCUCAAGAAGAAGAAGAAGAUAUUGUAAUGAUAAGCUCUCAUUUGGAAGAAAAUGCAUGUCAAGAAUCAUUAGGGGAAAAUAAUAAUAAUAAUAAUAAUAAUAUUAUGUACAAGAGAAGUUCUGUACAAGCUCAAGAUCAUGUCAUUGCGGAGAGGAAACGAAGAAAAAAAAUGGGCGAGCUUUUCAUAUCUUUGUCAAAGAUUGUCCCUGGUCUAAAGAAGUUAGACAAGUCUUCUAUCCUUGGAGAUACUAUACAGUACAUGAAAGAACUUCAAGAACAGGUAAAACUACUCGAACAGACAGAGAAAAAUACCUGCGAAAAUAAUGAUUCCUCUACCUCCAAGGACCAAGUUGAAGGAUCAAAGAUUAAGGCAAGGAUUUUGGACAAAAGUGUACUUAUUAACAUCCAUUGCAGCAAACAAGAUGGAAUGGUGGGAAGAGUGUUAUUCCAAAUGGAGCAAUUGCAUCUUUCAGUCCAUGACAUUAGGAUCAUGCCUUUUGGUCGGACCAACCUUGAAAUAUCAAUUCUUGCUGAGAUGGAAAAUGGAUGUUGUAUAACUGUGGAGGACAUUGUAAAGGACCUCCAAAUCAACCUUCUGGAGCAAGUUUAGCAUGAAUGAUCUCUCCUCCUGAUCUUCUCUAGGUUACCUUUUCCCUUGUUGCCCCUAGACCUCGUAAAUAAUAAAAAGAUACAUUUUUAAUUACCUAUGUGUAUAAUUAAUUGAGAGCUCUUUUUGAGAUUGUG